AUGAACACCUUCCUCGCGGAACCUUUCUUAAGAGGAGAACGGUUACUACUGAAAUCGGGCUGGUGGCUCCAAAACGAGACUCACCCCGAGGAGAUGAACAAAAUAAUCAAUGCUUAUGGAGAAGUUGUGGAAAACUUGAACCAACAUGUCAAUCCAAAUUCACCAUAUGAUAGCGCCGAAAAGCUACUAUCGCUGGUUACUUUAGGACUAUCCACAUAUGGGAGGGCGGCAUUGCACGAGCCUUUGAGCGAGGGUGCCAAGCGCAUCAUCCUCGCCUUACAAGAAUCCCAAGAGCCCCUUUUUAUUGCGGGGUGGGGGGAACAAAUACACUCGCUCAGGCACGCCGGCGAGUUAAGGUCGCGAAUCAGACUAUAUACGAUAUCAGACCAAGACGAUACGGGUCCUUGGAUCCGAGCUCAUUUUCUAGACAUAUUUUAUGUCGUAUCUAUUUAUGCAUGGAAUGCUUACCAUAGCGGCAAAAUGUGGGAUAUCCCUCGCUGGGUGUCCUUGUGUAAACUCAUCACUCUUGUACAAAACCCUUGGUUAGACGCCAAUAUCCGUCUUGGGCCCCUGGGUUCCCUAUACCCGCAAGUUGUAUUCGGCAUGGAAGGUGAUACUCCCAGUUUCCUGUUGCUAAUACAGAACGGCCUUGGUUACCGUGAUCGCAUCUACUGGGGUAGUUGGGGUGGAAGAUAUAGUCGGUCCCUAGCUCUAGUUGAUUGGGCGGGUGGGAUUGAUACAAACCAUUUUGUCGAUUCCUAUUCAACGCCACAAGCAUCUAUCUGGCGCUGGAGAACGGCUUACCAAGAUGAUUUUGCGGCUCGAAUGCAAUGGACUCUCACUUCGAACUUCUCAAAAGUUGGGCAUCCGCCCGUCUUAAAUAUCAAUGGCCAACAAGGCCCGGAUCCACUGAUCGUCCAAGUCAAGAGUAAUGAAACAUAUACGUUCGAUGCAGGACUGACGCUGGACCCGGACAACCCUACGGAUAAUAGCCAUUUAGAGUUCCAGUGGGUUUUGUAUCGGGAGUCUACAAUGUUCCAAGCAAAUGUUUCACUUAAGGCUCUCGAACCCCCAGUGGGAUCAAACGGAGUACUGGACAUUAAUGAUGCUGGUUUUACUAACGCGACACUCGGCAUCAAGGUCCAAGUUACUGUACCACAGCCCCUGAGGAAUAUUUAUACCGGAACAUCUCCUGGCUUCCACAUCAUACUUCACCAAUAG
Molecule: messenger RNA, 1221 nt
Organism: Daldinia loculata
Lineage: Eukaryota; Fungi; Ascomycota; Sordariomycetes; Xylariales; Hypoxylaceae
Product: DUF1593-domain-containing protein
Exons: 6
Coding region: 1-1221 (406 amino acids)
Molecular function (GO): hydrolase activity, hydrolyzing N-glycosyl compounds
Source: RefSeq, a predicted model, not a curated record